AUGGUUCAGUCUACGCCUUUCGUUUCUUCCCUCUACACAGUUACCUCUUCUAAACCCAACCGAACCAAUCGAUCUGGAAAUUCUCAUAAUCCCAUUUCAGAAACCCUCACAGCCGAUCUGUUCUACAACUUCCACUCUCUAUUGGAACGCAAACAAGUGCAUGCCCACAUCAUCAAACUAACACUCCUCAUUCAAUCCUCCCACUUCCCCGAGUUGGCUCCAGCUUUUGCCGAAAGUGAUUCUCUAAAUGAUGCAAUUGUGCUGUUUUAUCAGCUGCGUAACCAUAAUAGGGAAGAUGUUGACGGGGCAUAUGCUUUAUUUUCACAAAUGCCAGUGAGGUCAUGGACGACUAUGAUUGCCGGAUUCGUUCAGUGUGGGAAGCCAAAGGAGGCUAUUAGUCUUUUUACGCAGAUGGAAGAGGCAGGGUUAAGACCUAAUGUGGUCACGGUUGUGGCUGUUCUCACAGCAUGUGCUGAUUUGCGUGCAAUUGAUCUUGGCAGGAAGAUUCAUGAGUACUCUGAGCGAAGUGGGUAUAGUAGAAAUAUUCAUAUAUGUAAUAUUCUUAUCGAUAUGUACAUCAAAUGUGGAUGUUUGGAAGUUGCUCAUAAUGUUUUUGAGGAGAUGGAGUACCGAACCAUUAUUGGCAUCAAGCCCAAUGGUGUCACCUUCAUUGGACAAAUGAGGGUCGUAGCCAUUAUUUUGUAUGCUUGUAGCCAUAUGGGGUUGACAAAUGAGGGUCAUAGGAUUUUUGCUAGUAUGAAUAGAGAUUACGGCCGUGCAGCCCUCCUUCAAGAGGCAUAUGAGCUUAUUAUGAACAUGCCUAUUGAGCCGAAUGGAGUAGUGUGGGGAGAUCUCCCUUGUGGAUGUAAGGUCCACAUGAACAUUGAAAUGGCGGAAGAAGUAACCAAACACCUUCUUGAAUUGGACCCGCUAAAUGAUGGAUACUACACAGUUUUGUCAAACAUUUAUGCGGAAGCAAAGCGUUGGGAAGACGUGACAAGAGUGAGGAAGUUGCUGAGAGAUCGAGGGGUGAAGAAGACACCAGGUUGGAGUUCAAUUACGGUGGAUGGAGUGGUCCAUGAGUUUGUGGCUGGGGAUGAGACCCUGAGGAGAUAUUCCAGAGAUUCUGUUUCAUCAUUGUGUUGGGUCUAUAUAUUUGAUACAAGCAAAAUCUGCAUUGUAUGCCAAGUCAGCCAUCUUUACACGAAGGAUGCAACUAGGAGUUGGAAGCUAGUUGGAUCAGAGGGGAGCAACCGGCUGAGCAUCAAGGAGCCAUCUGCAAAUAUUCUCCUGUUGGAUUAUGUUUCUUCUGAGAAGUGGAAGGACAUCAUAGAUUUUGAUGACCACCUUGAUGACAUUAGCAAGGACUGGUUAAACUCAGAACUCUUCAAUUAUUCACUAACCGAAAUGGUUCAGUCUACGCCUUUCGUUUCUUCCCUCUACACAGUUACCUCUUCUAAACCCAACCGAACCAAUCGAUCUGGAAAUUCUCAUAAUCCCAUUUCAGAAACCCUCACAGCCGAUCUGUUCUACAACUUCCACUCUCUAUUGGAACGCAAACAAGUGCAUGCCCACAUCAUCAAACUAACACUCCUCAUUCAAUCCUCCCACUUCCCCGAGUUGGCUCCGUUUGUGCCUUCACGCAUUGUUUUCCCUACGCUCAACAAAUCUACGAAUGUGCUGAUACGCCCGAGAUUGUAGUGUGGAACUCCUGUUUGAGAGCUUUUGCCGAAAGUGAUUCUCUAAAUGAUGCAAUUGUGCUGUUUUAUCAGCUGCGUAACCAUAAUGUUUGUCUCGAUAUUUUUUCUCAUUCUUUUAUUAUUAAAGCUUGCACACAAGUUGUUGGAACUUUUACAU
Molecule: messenger RNA, 1857 nt
Organism: Ilex paraguariensis (yerba mate)
Lineage: Eukaryota; Viridiplantae; Streptophyta; Magnoliopsida; Aquifoliales; Aquifoliaceae
Source: the annotation of a GenBank genome assembly